GGCGGAGGUGCGGGAGCCUUUGCUUCGGGUCGUAUGGGAGACUACGUCUUUGGGCAGCAGGCAUUGGAUGAUAUUAUCUCGCAGAUGAUGGAGCAGACGCAGGGCAGUACGGCGCCUCCACCUGCUAGUGACGAGGCGAUCAAGAGGCUCAAGCGAUGUAAAGUCGGGGAUGUGGACGCUGCUAGUGAGUUGCACGUUGCCCCAGGCGAAGCUGACGACCAGCCGAGCGACACCCUCGUCAUCCUUCCUUGCAAGCACGCAGGCCACGAAGACUGCAUCGUACCAUGGCUGCAGCGGAAUGGCACUUGUCCUAUCUGUAGAGAGCCGCUCGAGCCCCGAGAG
Messenger RNA from Jaminaea rosea, 342 nucleotides. RefSeq lists its product as hypothetical. Gene Ontology annotation, cellular component: cytoplasm. Gene Ontology annotation, biological process: protein ubiquitination. The annotation marks the transcript as partial. The record is from RefSeq and is a predicted model, not a curated record. Gene Ontology annotation, molecular function: ubiquitin protein ligase activity. NCBI's taxonomy places the organism in Eukaryota, Fungi, Basidiomycota, Exobasidiomycetes, Microstromatales. The transcript has 2 exons.